This is a messenger RNA of Exophiala bonariae, 438 nucleotides long. RefSeq lists its product as uncharacterized. The coding region runs from base 1 to 438 and encodes 145 amino acids. The record is from RefSeq and is a predicted model, not a curated record. The transcript has a single exon. Lineage: Eukaryota; Fungi; Ascomycota; Eurotiomycetes; Chaetothyriales; Herpotrichiellaceae. Gene Ontology annotation, biological process: response to oxidative stress.
AUGGCACCGGUCCUCUACUCCGCGCACGCAAAAGUCAUCGGCGCGCGUACCGGACACGUCGAAGGCGAUGAUCUGAAUGUCGACCUCACGAUGGCCAAAGCGCUCGGCGGAGCCGGGGACGCGGGCAAGACGAACCCCGAGGAACUCUUCGCGGCGGGCUACGGCGCGUGUUUCCAAUCGGCGAUGAACGCGUCCGCGGCAAGUUUGGGUCUGAAGAUGCCGGAGAAGAAGGAGGACUCGAUCAUCGAGACGACGGUUUAUCUGGUCGGUGAUAUGAAGGCGCUGGAUAUGGGGAUUAGAGUCGAUAUGAAGAUUAGUAUUAAGGGGUUGGAGCAGGGGGAUUUCGAUAAGAUUAUCGCAAAGGCAAAGCAGGUUUGUCCUUAUAGUCGGGCGACGAGGGGGAAUGUCGAGACGAAUAUUGAGGCAGUCUUAUUGUGA